UCAAAGCGGACUCAUGUGGCGGUUCCGUUGCCGGAAACACAUUUUAAAGAUAUUUUUUUUAUUGUUUUCCCCCUCUAUAUCAAAAUGCAGUCAGACAGUCUCCGAUGGGAAACGAUAGAAGCUUUGAAAAACUCUCCAAAAGGAAAACUUCACUAUGAUCCCCACUGGUCUGAAAGAGGAGAGGACAUUUUGGCAGGUUAUCAGGAGUCUCCGAGCCUCUCCUCUUAUUCUGCUCCUGUGGUGGAACGCCUCAACUCUCUCCAGAUACACAAGUCCAGGCUGAGCUCCGUAUCAGGCGGGUCCAGUCCGGGUUUCUCUGAGGACGUCCAUAACUCUUUCUCCUCCUGCUCCAUCUUCAGCCUCAACAACAGGAAUAAUAAUGGGCUUUCUACAGUGUCCUCAGCAUCCCCCAUAAAACAGGACAUGGAACAGGUGGUGAGUGAACCCUCCACAGAACCAGUGCCGUUUGCUGAAGCGGUGCUCAGUCCUCCUCCAACCUCAGGGCUUCUCCUGGUGUCGUGCAAAGAAAUAAAAACGGCUGGACAGAUCAUCCGCUUUCAGGAGGAAACCAGGGAGAAAGCUAAGCUGGCAGUGCGUCAGAGACAGGAGGAGCAGGACAAGCUGGUGGCUGCGGUGGUGAGCUCAGAGACAGAGCAGCUCAAACGCUUUGAGGAGCUGAUGGAGCUGAAGCAGAGACAAGACCUACAGAGUGUGCAAGACAUGAUGGACAGAGAAACAAAAGAAAGCAUCGGGAGACAAGAAAAACUUAAAGAGGAACAGCGACAUCGAACAAAGAUCUUAAACCUGCGUCUCCGUGAGGCCGAGCAGCAGAGGCUGAGAGAGGCGGAGCUGGAGAGGCAGAGGCAGGCCGAGGGCAGGGAACGCCUCCGGACCUUAAACUCCAUCCAGGAAGAAGUCUUACAGCUCAACCAGGUCCUGAACCAGGCCCUGAACACCCCCAAAGACCCUAAAGACCCCAGUGCCCAAGUCCUCGUGCAGAGCCUGGCUGUCCUGUGCCAGAGAGGGAACCAACUCUGCUCCCAGGUGUCCGAGGUGGUCCGGAAAACUGCAGAGGGCGAUUUCCCAAGUGUGGAGGACAUGACCAUAGCAGAACGAGCCCUCCACAACAUGAGAGCUCUGAUCCAUCAGCAGCAAGAGGAAGUGAACAGAGCCGAGGAGAAGAAGAAGAAAGAGGCAGAACUGGAGGAACAGAGGAAGAAAGAGGCAGAGCAAAAGGCUAAACAGGAAGCAGAGAAGAAGGCUGCAGAGGCUGCCAAAGAGAAAGCCAAGAGAACAGGGCUGCAGAGCGUCCCAGAAGACUCAACUCUGAAAUGGUUUAAAGAGCUCCAGGACUCUGCUGAUGCUGUUGCCCAGUCCUUUGAAGAGUUGUCCUCCACAAAAGAUGCCAAGUUAAAGAAGUUGAAGUUGAAUUUAAUGAAGGCAUCUGUGAUCCCCGUGAGUCAGAUCUCCACCAACUCUGGCUCCUCCCUCCGUGACAUCUUUGACAAAAUUGAUAAACUGCUGAGCGGCAAAACGGUGCAGUCUGGAGGGAUGUCUGUGUCCACAACACAUCACCCGCAGGGACGCCAGUUCGCCUGCUACAAACUUGCUGAAAAGUUUGUGAAACAAGGAGAGGAGGAGGUAGCGUCUCACUUCGAAGCGGCCUUUCCAAUCGCGGCAGUGGCCUCAGGGAUCUGGGAGCAGCACCCCAUCGUUGGAGACCUGUUCCUGGCUCACCUCCACAGGAAGUGCCCCUUUUCCAUCCCAUUCAACCCCCGGAGGAAGGACGCAGACUCUGACCUGGAGCACCACAGGAUGAUGGGGUACCGUGUGGAUGAGUCCAGUGGGCUGGAGACAGAUGACAGUUUUUUGAAGCGCAUGUCGGGGAUGAUCCGGCUCUAUGCUGCCAUCAUCCAACUACGGUGGCCUUAUGGGUCCCAACAAACGCCUGCUCCCCACGGUCUGAACCAUGGCUGGAGGUGGCUGGCUCAGAUGCUCAACAUGGAACCACAGAAGGACACCACAGCCACUCUGCUCUUUGACUUCCUGGAGGUUUGUGGAAACGCUCUAGUGAAACAGUACCAAGGCCAGUUCUGGAAACUCCUCCUGUUUUUAAAAGAGGAAUACUUCCCCAGAAUUAAAGCAGCAACCAAAGAUGGACAGAUGGGAUCACUCACCAGACUUGAAAAAUUUCUAGAGACUUCACUUCGGAGUCGACAGAUCAGCCCUCCAAAAGGUCAACUCACUUCAGCUUUCUGGAGAUCGUGAUCCAAAAUAAAUACCAAAAAAAUGAACUUGAAAAAGAAAUAAGCCAAGUCAUUGACCUCCUGUAAAUAUAUGGAGCAACUCUACAGACACAUGUGACACUGUGGGACGACUUUUAUUUUUAUUUUUUUUAAAUCACUAUAGAAACCUCAAAAAGACAACAUUGUUGAAUGUGAAAUUGUGAGAAAGUGUUAAAACAUUAACAUAACCAGAUGCCAGUACUCGUACUCAUCGAUGGGCUGCUAUCAUAUUUGACGUUCACAACUCGCCUCUGAGCUGAGCAGUGCACUCUGAGCAGUGAGGAGUUAGAGCUGAUGUGACCAUAAAGAAGCACAAUAACUGUUCUGCACAUUAAGCUCAGCUUUGAUCAUAUGUGACUGUCACAGGAACUAUAUUAGGAAGAUAUUUAGGAUGCUAAAAAGUUUUUAUAGUUCACAAAGGAUAUGAGCACAGUGCUUGUGUACAGUUCAGAAAGUGGUAGACAUUGAUGAGUGGUGCUGGCGAAAAUAAUCCAAUUGACAAAUUUGGCAACUGAAUAGAGCUGCUUCAGAGCCUGGUGAAAGUGUGGCCAUGGUAAAAGUGGUAUCGGUGCAUCCCUACAUACGAGGUAUUCACCACGAUGAGUUUAUAAGUGCAUAAGUGCUCAACUUUGUGAUACUAGAGCGGGGUUUCCUGUCACAGUAAAGCUAACAACGAGCAUGUUAACCAUGCAAUUUCUGAUUAUCGGCCAAUAAAUUAGGACUUAUUUUGACCCCAAGAGCUGCUUAUAUAAUAUAUUUGUACUCGGGCAAGACAAACACAUGUGAAAUCAGGUACAGGCGGCUCUUAAAGGCAAUACAUAUAUCAGGGGAAAUAUUAUUUUCAGAUUGUAUCAUUUUUACCAGAAUUUGCUGAGAUCUAAUUGGUGCUGUGGUAUUUUGUGUGUAUAUGAAUCCUACACUGAACAUAUUUUUGUAUUUAUUUUUAUAGUUAGACCUUGUUAAGACUAGGAUGUACCUGUGAAUAACUGAACUGUGCUUUGAGAGAAAAAAUAUCUUUGGAUGUUGUGCCAAAGUCUAAAAUAAAAGUCAAUGUUUUGUUUUUAU
Periophthalmus magnuspinnatus is the source of this 3350-nucleotide messenger RNA. It is a transcript of the gene gle1, whose product is annotated as GLE1 RNA export mediator. Bases 85 to 2268 code for a protein of 727 amino acids. The transcript is spliced from 15 exons. Gene Ontology annotation, biological process: poly(A)+ mRNA export from nucleus; regulation of translational initiation; regulation of translational termination. Gene Ontology annotation, molecular function: inositol hexakisphosphate binding; phospholipid binding; translation initiation factor binding. Gene Ontology annotation, cellular component: nuclear pore; nuclear pore cytoplasmic filaments; cytoplasm. NCBI's taxonomy places the organism in Eukaryota, Metazoa, Chordata, Actinopteri, Gobiiformes, Gobiidae. The record is from RefSeq and is a predicted model, not a curated record.